GAGCACUGUCCGAACCAGAGGGGUGAGAUGGAAAAAACUUUGAGCUACACAUGAGGAAGUUUUCCCUUUUGAAAUUUAUCAAAGUGUGUCUGUAAAUAUUCUAUCAUUGAGUCAUAUAAAAAAAAAUUAUGUAAUGUGCUGGUGUUGUUAUGUUAAGGUCUUUUUUCCAGCGUAUUUAUACUUAAGUUAUUUUUAUACUGUACUGUAGCAAAGGCUAUGCAGACUGUGGACUACAGAAUAAAACCAAGAACCACAAGGGCAUACUGCAUACUGGUGAGUGGCUCACCACUUCAAUGAAACACACUGAGAACAAGAGUGAGUAAACUACAUUCUGGGCAAUAUAUAAUUAAGUUGUCCAAGUCCUACAUCACAAUGAGUCAGCAAAUAUUCUACACUGAAUUCCACUGAUACCGUCAUUCCUAUGGACUACGUAGGGAACCACCUUCGAAGAUUUGGUUGGCCUUUUACAUAAGAUUUAUUUAUAUCCUGUUUUAACUACCACGCAUAAGAUUAAUUUGUGAUUCGUCAAACAUAUACAGGAUCCAGAACGAGGGUUAGGGUUAGUGGUAUGUGGUUCCCCGUAUUAAAAAACGACCUACAUAUAAUGUUGGUAAACUAAAGCCAUUCUUUCAGACCAUUUGUACUGAAGUUGACUACUACUGUGGCUAAAUAUGUGCAGUGCAGUGUAGAUUUAAGCUAAUAACAACAACGGCAUAUUGCAUUAAUCAAUCACUACCCGAAAUAUCAGGAGGCGAAACUAAUUUUUAACUGAAUUCAUAUCACAGUCUCUCUUGUUUCUCAUGAGAGGAAGUUUCCUUACCUAGAUAGAAGUUCAGGUGCCGACAUCAUGUGGAUUUUCGGUCGGCGAAUCUAUUUCAACGAACUACUUCCUUAAAUGACUUUUCAAGAGCCAAUCAGCGUCGGAUUUUAGACCGCACUGCCUUCUGGGCAUUUGAUUUCUAAAUAGCUCGCCCUCAAAGGCGGUUAAAAAAGACUUUUCCAGACACAAACAGAGAAGUGCAAGUUACAAAAACAUAUUUAAUUAUAUUUAGAUGAAUGUCGCUCAAAACGGGCUAAGCUUAAUUCACCGAAGAUUCAGAUAAACCAUUUUAUGAUUAGCGGUUGCUAUGCAUCCUCCUGACCGGCAGAUGGAAACAAUGCACCACGUCACCAACAGUAUGAGCGUGUAGCCUCGAUCGCGCGUGCAUUGGGGGAAUGCACACGCAGUUUAUAUUCUGCAUUACAUUGUAACUACAUCUUAACAGUGAACAUUAAGGGUCUUCUCCCUGUGCGUUUUGAACGCGUACAUUUCUCGCGCGUCACAGAAACUCUCAACAAUGUCGACAGUCUUCUCUUUCCAGACACAGCUCGUCUCCAUCAUGGACGCGUUAUCCAAAACAGCUGUAAUGGAAAUAGGCAAACUGGUGGAGAUUGAGUCGAAGAUGCUGAAAAUAGAGAUAAACCGAGGGCGGAACGAAAUCGUCUCGCUCACAGAGAAACUGCAGCUAAUGGAGAAACUGCUUUACAUGGCACAGGGGAGCAGACAGGACGCAGCAGCAUGCUCACUGGUUAGGGACGCUUCAGCAAACAGAGUAUUGGAGUCUGACAGGACAAGACCUGCCAUAAAAAGUGAGAUCCUAAGGGAAAACAUAAGUUCCUCCACUGAAAGUAGCACGUUGCAUCAUGGAGAAGAGCAAGCUCUACCUGAGGUUAGAAACACACCGAAAGAGCAGCCCGAUCUUAUUGUGGUAAAGGAAGAGUUGCUGGAGGUGGACACUGGAGACACUGAACAAGACAGGAGAAGUGAAAACGGAAGGGAAGCAGUCGCAGAAGCUCAGCGGAGUUCAGAUGUAAUGCAGCAUCCCAAACCAAUCGCAGAACAUCAGUCGCCCAUGUUCACGGAUAGCUUUGCGAGCAUAAGCUCCCACUCAUCUCUUGCUGGACCAGGAAGGAGGGAAACACAAUGGAAUCCACAGUUUGCACUUGCAAGCACGAAUCUGGAGGUUGGGAAAAGCAUUGCUCAAAAUGUCGCAUCCCAAAGCUUAAGUGUGCUCAGAAAUAUGAAGAUCCACAACUUAAGGAACUCAGCUGCAAAGAGGUUUGGCUGCUUGCAGUGUGGCAAGAGCUUCAGGUGCUACAGUCAACUUGAAAUACACCAGAGAAGUCACACAGGAGAGAAACCCUUCAGGUGCACGCUAUGUGGAAAGAGAUAUGCACAGAAAGGACAUCUGUAUACACACCAGCGCACACACACCGGGGAGAAGCCUUACCGCUGUCCUAUUUGUGGAAAGGGCUUCAUUCAGAAAUGCACUCUUGAUAUGCACCAGCGAACACACACUGGAGAAAAACCUUUUGUUUGCAUCAAAUGUGGCAAGGGUUUUACAAAGAACUGUAAUCUGAAAAAACACCUUGCAGUACAUUUAGAUCCUAGUUUGAACAUGUAUGGUCAUGAAUCUGAUGCACCAACAUUCAGUGCAUCAUUAAUGUUGAAGACCAGUUUAGAAAUUUCCCACAAUCCUUUGCGAUACAGUUAUACAUAUUUUACCGAGGAACAGCGUUGCAACGCUGCUAAAUUUGGCCAUAAUUCCACAAUAUUUAGCCUCCCAGCCGAGAUGAUGUGCGAUACCACAAACCGGAGUUUUCGGACGCAGUUGACCGACGUCCUGGACAAACUAACGAAGGCGGCUUUGGUUGAAAUAGGCAACCUCGCUGACGAGUGCUCCUCCGUCCUUCACACCGAGAUUUCGCUUCAUAAAACGGAGAAUGAGGUGCUGAAGAAGAGAUGUUACUCACUGGAGGUCCAGCUGAGAGCAGCGAGGGAAGCACAGACCUAUACCAGCCACGUUAACAGCGUCAGCCGGCGGCACCCUGCAGGUCAGGACGAACAGCAGCAACCCGCUCCAGCAAUCGAUGGAGUUUUUGGAAAGGACUGGUGUAUGGACUUUUGGAGAGAAGAGAAACUGCCCUCUCACAGAAAAGAAACAAUGGAGCCAACUGCUAUGACAAGCAUGGGAGUGCAGGCAAUAGACUUGACGGAGAGAGAACCUGAUCUCAUCUUUGUCAAGGAGGAGAUGUUUGAUGAUCACCCUAUUGGCCAGCAGAUGAGUUUCACAGAGAACAGGAAAAUUGUUGGAAUGUUUGAGGAGGACAGCAUGCUUCCUAGAUCUGUUGAUGAGCUACAGCUUCACUCAGGGGAAUUAAACAACUUUCCUGUGGUGACUGACAAUCAAACACAACAACGCAUACAACCAACAAUUAUGGACAAGUUAAUAGAAGAUGCAACAAUGAGCACUCUGGCUGACAACACAAAUCCUUCUUCAGCCAUGGCUGAAUACUCUGACUAUACAGAUGACAUCCACAUGAAUACAACUAAAGCACCCGCUAUUCAGCCAAAACCUGCGAAGCCAAUGAGACAUUUUGAGUGCUUAUUCUGUGGGAAAAUGUUCAACUACUUGAGCAGUUUAAAAGUCCACAUCAGGCGACACUCUGGUGAGAAGCCGUUCAGCUGCUCAGUUUGCGGGAAGCGGUUCGCUCAGAAAACGUAUCUGAAACUGCACCAGCGCGUGCACUCGGGGGAGAAGCCAUAUAGCUGUCCAAGCUGUGGCAAAAGUUUUUCCCAGAAAAGCUCUCUGAACAUACAUCUUCGGACACACACUGGUGAAAAGCCCUAUAGUUGUGUGGAUUGUGGAAAGUGUUAUGCAUACAAGUAUGGUUUAAAUCAUCACCAGUGUUUCACUUGACCAAUCAACCAACCACAGAAGUUGAUGUAGUGUUCAGAGUAGGUCUACUUGAGCCAGUGUGUAGUGUGUAUAUAGGAAGAUUUGAAAUACCCCUUUUAGAUAAAACAAGCUAAUUUUAAUAGCUGCUUAGAGUGCAGCUAUGAAAUCUUAGUUUGGUGUGUUUUCAGUUUUAUUGAUAUAAAAAGUGCUGAUUGGGUGGGAUUUUGUUUACUUGACUGGGAGGAUUGUAGGAUUCCCCUCCUCAGUCCUUUUAAGUAGAUUUAAAAUGAAAUUGUCGACCACCAUCAAAUAUAUUAAACACUAUAAGGAUACUGUUGUAGCUCUUUGGAGCCAAACUAUUUUGAAAAAAAUAUAUAUAUGCUAAAUAAUUUUAUUCUUGCAUGUUGUCACAUUCACACAGCUGGCAUAACAUGUUACAUAUACCUCAGUGUAAUACUAUAUUGUUGAAGAAUGCCGUAAAUUCUUGCACAUUUGUAGCACAAACAUUCAAAACUACCUCUUCAAAAGAAACAACAACUAAACAACUCUUUUGUCAGUCUCACCUCUCCUUUGUAUCUACUACAUGCCACACCUCAACUGGCAUGUAAAUGGACAGAAAGCAGGUAGACUCAUCACUUCGAAUAAAAUGACUGUUUAAAAGAAAUGUUGAUGUGUGUUGAUCACGUAAAGCUUAAAAACGAUUUUCAGUGACUGUUUCAUUCUGAAUGACAUAGCUGUUCUAGAACAUAAUUCUGCUGUCAACAAGUAGUCAAGCCAAUAGCUCAAUUGUUUAAGAUAAUUUCCUUUAAAGACAUUUCUUGUAUAAAUCUUCACCAUUAAUAUCACCUUAGAUAUGAUAAAGCAUACAAGUUCCUUGAACACACCACACUGAUCUGUUUUUAUUUUCACUCAUGCACACAUGCAUGCCCCUAACAAAGCCCAGUUGAAUAUCCAAGGCAAAGAAAAUAAAACCAACAGCACCUUUAAAAAAAAAAAAAAAAUCCAUCAAUAAAACCGUCAUUUAAAAGGUGAAAAUCUAUGACUUUUCUUUAUUGCAAACCCAGAAUCAACUAUUACAACACUGAACUGGUAACUGCUUAAAUGUCAUACAACAGAACAUGUAUGGAAGUGCAGCAUAAUGACAGUUACUACACACUACGGGUUAUUACUCACAUGACAUUAACUAAACUUACAUCAAUGUGAGGAGUACUGUAUUAUCCACUCAAAUUAAUAAAGCUACUUUUCAUGUACUACAAUCAGAUCAGUCAUUUACCGAAGGCCAUUAAGUUCUUGGAUUCAUUUGAAGUAUGGGCUUACCCGAUUCCACCUCACGAUUUCUGUGUGCCAUUAAAUGAUGGUUGAGGUUUACCUUUUGUGUGAAGGUCUUUCCACAUUUACCACAGAUAAAUGGUCUCUCCCCAGUAUGGAUGCGUAGGUGACAUUUCAGAUUGCCUUUCUGGGUGAACCCUUUUCCACACAAGCUGCAGCUGUAGGGUUUCUCUCCUGUGUGGACCACAUAGUGUAUUCUCAGAGCCGAUGGAUUUGCAAAAGACUUCCCACACAGCUUACAUGACUUGGUGUCUCUCUGUGACCGAACAGGAGGUAUGCAGGUGUGCAUGUUUAACUUGCGCCUGUGUGGGAAAUGCUGCUUACAAAUGCUACAGAAGUUUGACUUGUGAAACUUCAUGUGGUGUGUCAGAGUGCCCUUGUGGUAAAAUGUUCUGCUACAUAUUUUGCAUGUGAAUAUGUCUUUGUUUAGAUCUCUGACAGUUUCUUCAUUGAGCAUAUUAAAGUUAUCAUGUGAAUAUUU
Molecule: messenger RNA, 5529 nt
Organism: Solea solea (common sole)
Lineage: Eukaryota; Metazoa; Chordata; Actinopteri; Pleuronectiformes; Soleidae
Product: zinc finger protein 852
Exons: 8
Coding region: 1338-3740 (800 amino acids)
Biological process (GO): regulation of transcription by RNA polymerase II
Molecular function (GO): DNA-binding transcription factor activity; RNA polymerase II cis-regulatory region sequence-specific DNA binding
Source: RefSeq, a predicted model, not a curated record